Messenger RNA from Abrus precatorius (Indian licorice), 1624 nucleotides. Its product is annotated as protein SGT1 homolog A-like. The record is from RefSeq and is a predicted model, not a curated record. The transcript is spliced from 10 exons. Gene Ontology annotation, biological process: protein stabilization; defense response to fungus. Gene Ontology annotation, cellular component: cytoplasm; nucleus. Gene Ontology annotation, molecular function: protein-folding chaperone binding. Bases 215 to 1333 code for a protein of 372 amino acids. Lineage: Eukaryota; Viridiplantae; Streptophyta; Magnoliopsida; Fabales; Fabaceae.
AUCUGCAGAACGACAGCAUAGAGAGGGAGGAGAGGGCGGAAGUGGAGAAAGGCGUGAUAGGGUUUUGUAAAUAAAAAUAGUGAAGGGAGGAAUGAAGAGAAGAAGGGUCUAGAACACUGCCUCUCCAUUUAUAUUUAUAAUUUUAUAAUUAUUUUAUUUGAUAAUAAGAAUAAAGAAUAUCGUGGAAGCACGUCAACGACAAUCAGAAAUUGGAAUGGCGAAGGAGCUGGAGAAGAAAGCCAAGGAAGCGUUCUUUGACGACGACUUCGCUCUUGCCGUUGAUCUCUACUCUCAAGCCAUCCAAUUGGAACCCAACAACGCCCAUUUCUUUGCCGACCGGGCCCAAGCCCAUAUUAAGCUCAAGGCUUUCCCUGAAGCCGUUUCCGAUGCAAACAAAGCUAUUCAAUUAAGCCCUUCAUUGCCCAAAGCCUAUCUUCGUAAAGCGACUGCUUGUAUUCAACUAGAAGAAUAUCAUACUGCAAAGGUAGCACUACAAAACGGUGCCUCUUUUGCACAGGAUGAUUCCAGAUUCAUCAAGUUGAUUCAAGACUGUGAUCGAUAUAUCGCAGAGGAAUCAAAUGGUGUUACUAGCACCUUAUCAUCAAAUGGCGCAACAUCUGUACCAUCUGGUAAUGAUUCCCAUUUGUGUGAUAGAAAUGAUGAGACACCUAAAGAAGCUGAAAGAGACAGUUCGAUAUCCCAAAUCAAUGAAGUUGCCCCAAACAGACCAAAAUACAGACAUGAAUACUACCAGAAGCCGGAUGAAGUGGUUGUGACAAUAUUUGCAAAAGGAAUAAGAGCAAAGGAUGUGGUUGUUGACUUUGGUGAACAGAUUCUUAGUGUUACUAUUGAUGUUCCUGGCCAAGAUGCCUAUCAUUAUCAACCUCGAUUGUUUGGGAAGAUAAUACCUGAUAAGUGCAAAGUUGAGGUGUUGUCAACCAAAAUUGAAAUCCGUCUUACAAAAGCUGAAGCUAUUAAUUGGACAUCUCUGGAAUAUAGCAAGGAUACACUACCCCAAAAAAUAAAUAUGCCUAUAGUUCAAUCUGAAAGGCCCACAUACCCAUCGUCAAAGCCAAGGACAAGAGAUUGGGAUAAGUUGGAAGCCCAAGUGAAAAAAGAGGAGAAAGAAGAAAAGCUUGAUGGUGAUGCUGCUUUGAAUAAGUUGUUCCGUGAUAUUUACCAAAAUGCAGAUGAGGACAUGAGGAGAGCUAUGAGCAAGUCUUAUUUGGAGUCACAUGGAACAGUGCUGUCAACUGAUUGGAAAGAAGUGGGAUCAAAGAAGGUGGUAGGCAGUCCUCCAGAAGGUAUGGAGUUAAAAAAAUGGGAGUAUUGAUUCGAUACUCAAAUAUUUAUGUUAAGCUGAUACCUGUGAGCAAUUAAAUUCGUCUCCUCUAAUCCCCCCUCCCGCCGGCCCAAAAAAAUGUAAAAGGGAAAAUAAUUUCUAUAAUCUCUUAUUCUUGUUAUUAAACUGUUUGUGUAAGCUAAAUUAUUUUGCGGGGAGAAUGACCUAAUUUGCAUUUGCUGUGAAAGUGGAUUUAUUUUGUCGGUAUAUCACGAUAUAAUUAAUGGUAGACUUGUGAUGAAAACUGAAUUGUCAGUUCUUAAAUUCUUUUUGGAAUUUUUU